This is a messenger RNA of Drosophila takahashii, 526 nucleotides long. RefSeq names its product putative OPA3-like protein CG43998. Gene Ontology annotation, biological process: regulation of lipid metabolic process. Gene Ontology annotation, cellular component: mitochondrion. NCBI's taxonomy places the organism in Eukaryota, Metazoa, Arthropoda, Insecta, Diptera, Drosophilidae. The record is from RefSeq and is a predicted model, not a curated record.
ACAAAAUUCAAAGUUACGAUGGUGAUUGGCAGUUUUCCAGUGGGGAAACUCUUAAUUUUUGGCAUGAAACGGGUCAGCAAGCCAUUUGGCGAUCUCCUCAUGUGGAUGGGCAAGCAUCAUCCCUUCAUCCGGCACUACGUCAUCAUUCCGCCAGCGCAGCUUUAUAAUACCUUUGAGGUUAGGUCAAAACUUAGGAUGCUGCGAUUGAAACAACCCAGGCAGAUCCCACGUCUCUCACCUCCGAUCGCCACCAGAUUGGGCGCCGAUAUGCUGAGCGAGGCCUUUGUGUUUGGUAUAGGUCUCGGAUUUAUCUACUACGAGGUUUCAAAAACAUAUAAAAAGAAUCAAAAGCAAAACCAGGAAAUUGAGGAUCAGAGAAAAGCUCUAGAUAAACGCGUUGACUGUAUUAGUGCAGAUGUGGAGCAGCAGGAAAAGGAAAUUAAGUGGAUAAGGGCAGCCCUGAAAUAAUGCAAAUUUUAAUAAUUUUAUAUGGAAUUUAAAAGAUUGUUUAUCCCCUUGGAUCAAU